Molecule: messenger RNA, 3290 nt
Organism: Macrobrachium nipponense
Lineage: Eukaryota; Metazoa; Arthropoda; Malacostraca; Decapoda; Palaemonidae
Gene: alpha-Man-Ib
Product: endoplasmic reticulum mannosyl-oligosaccharide 1,2-alpha-mannosidase-like
Exons: 11
Coding region: 144-1904 (586 amino acids)
Biological process (GO): mannose trimming involved in glycoprotein ERAD pathway; carbohydrate metabolic process
Cellular component (GO): endoplasmic reticulum; membrane
Molecular function (GO): calcium ion binding; mannosyl-oligosaccharide 1,2-alpha-mannosidase activity
Source: RefSeq, a predicted model, not a curated record
CGUCUAUACUCUCUUGAUACUGUUGUCAGUACAAGUUCGUGUUCGUGUGUUUGUACUAGGUAGAAGUUAAAUGUAGUUUGUAUGGUGUCGCACUCUUAGUUAAUUGCUUGCAAGAUAGUGUGUGAAUAGUAUCGUAUUUUAAAAUGUUCGAAGGGAGUGUCAUAGAAGAAAAAAGGGACUAUGUUACUCUGUCACUUCCUGCUCUGCAACAGACUGCUGCCAGACCGACCCGAUCUUGGAAGAGAAUAUGUAGGCGUUGGAAACAGCUGCACCGGUUGCAGCGAGUGGUUCUUUGGAUGCUGGGUUUUGCUCUUGUGAUUGCUCUCAUCUAUGCUGUUGCUAGUCGGACUGAAUCCCACACCGAAGCAUCUCACAGUGUAGAAUCUCAUGCUGCAACUUCAUUGGAAAGCAAUGUAACUCCACCACCUCUUCCGCCAAACCUGGUAAUUGAUCCUGAAGGAGAAGAUAAUGCACAAAACCCUGAGGAAGAAGAGAAAAAAGGGGCCGAUCAGAUUAUACCUCCUCCUGAGCUACCAGUUAAAAAAAAUGCCAGACAAGAAGCUGUAAUAUCUGCUAUGAAGCAUGCCUGGAGGGGUUACAAAGCCUUUGCAUGGGGCCAUGAUCACCUCAAGCCUAUUUCAAGAUCUCUAGAGGACUGGCUGCACCUGGGUCUGACUCUCGUUGAUGCCCUUGAUACUCUUUGGAUUAUGGACCUCAAAGAAGAAUUUGCAGAGGCUCAAGAAUGGGUGGCUACACAGCUCAACUUCAACAUUAAUCAAGAUGUUAACCUUUUUGAGACAACAAUCAGAGUUCUAGGUGGACUUUUAUCAUCAUAUCACUUGACUAAGGAGCAGGUUUUCCUUGAUAAGGCGAUUGAUUUAGCAGAUCGUCUCAUAGCAGCUUUUAAUAGUGGUUCUGGUGUGCCAUUUGCUGAUGUAAAUCUCUAUUCCCGAAGAGCCUCCAAACCUAAAUGGGGGCCAGAUUCUUCAACUUCGGAGGUUACCACCAUUCAACUGGAAUUUAGAGAUUUGUCUCGCAUUACUGGAAACCCAAUCUACGAGAAUAAAGCUGGCUUUGUCACUGACCACAUUCAUAAAUUACCUAAAACUGAUGGUUUGGUACCCAUCUUCAUUAAUGCCCAGACUGGUCAGUGGCGAUCUCAUUCGACAAUCACCUUGGGAGCACGUGGGGACUCAUACUAUGAAUAUUUAAUCAAGCAAUGGAUACAGACUGGUCGUACCAAAGAUUUUUUGAGAGAUGAUUACAAUGAAAGUAUAUCUGGGAUGGAACAUCAUUUAGCUGCACGGACUGAACCUAAUAAUCUUCUCUUCUUUGGAGAGCUACAUGGUAGCACAAAGAAUUUUGUUAAUAAAAUGGAUGAACUUACGUGUUUUCUCCCGGGUUCCCUCAUAUUAGGUGUGCAUUAUGGAAUGCCAAAACACCACAAAAGAAUAGCUGAAGAAUUAAUGUAUACUUGUACACAGACAUGGUUACGGCAGCCAACUAAUCUUGCGCCGGAAAUAACGUAUUAUAAUACUCAGCCUACAAGCAUGAAUGAAGACUUUUUUGUGAAGAGUAAUGAUGCCCACUAUCUCCUCCGACCAGAAACCAUAGAAUCAUUAUGGUAUAUGUAUCAUCUGACAGGAAAUAAAACAUAUCAAGAUUGGGGAUGGCAGAUGUUUCAGGGAAUUGAAACACACUGCAAAGUUGAAUGGGGUUAUACGUCAAUAGGAAAUGUCAAAAGUUCAGUAAGUACAAAACCCAAGGAUAAGAUGGAGUCAUUCUUCCUUGGUGAAACUCUCAAAUAUCUGUAUCUUCUUUUUAUGGACGACCAAAGUAUAUACAGUGUAGAUAAAUGGGUUUUCAAUACUGAAGGACACCCACUCCCAAUAUAUACUCACUAGUCAUAUAGUGUAUGGAAUGUAAUUAGCAAGAUUUUUAUUGUUAUUUAAAAAAAACUCAUAGUGAGCCACUAUCAGUGUAUGAUUUUUAGAAUGAAUGAAUGUUAUUUCUCUCCCUCUCAAGUGUUUUAAGAGGUUUAGAAUGUUUUAAUAAAGUUGUUACUUACUUUAAAUAUUUAGCCUCUUGUCUUUUGCCCUUCCAUAUAUAUAAAUAUAUAUUUGUAAUAUAUGCAUAUACGGUAUUAUAUAUAUAUAUAUAUAUAUAUCUAUAUAUAUAUAUUAUCUAUAAUAAUAUAAAUAGAAAUAUUUUUGACUUGAGUAUUCCCCUUAUGACUUUACUUAUAACAUUUUAAGUCUAUUUUUUAUAUAUAGUGUAAAAGUUCCUCUUGAGUUAAACUGGUGAUUUAACUAAUAUGCACAAAGGGAAUUGUAAUGUUAUAAAUUUCCUUUGGCUUUUUCUCAUUUUUGAUUUUCCAUGUAUAAUUUUAUUGAUGCUAGACAUCUUGAAAAUACUAAAAUUAAUUAUUGAGGAGCAUUUUUCUUUACAUUAUGAUUUGGUAUAGGAGCAGAGGUUUAUUAAAUUAGUUUAUUUUCUAAUACAUUAGAUUACAGUACAUGUAUUUGUACUUCUGUUUACCACUAGUUUUCAGUUUACUAUGCAUUUUUUGUUAGUGUCAAGGAUGAGAUUAUCAUAAAAAGUUUAUUUGCAAUAAAGAGAUGAUUAUCAUAGCAUUAAAUCAAUAGAAUACAAUACUGUAUAAAUUUUUACUGUAUUUUCAAUAUUGUAUGUUAUAAUUUUUAGCUCCGUCCAUUGCAUAAUUUUUUUUGAACGUUUACUAAUUGUUGGAGACAAUAAUAAGACUUAUAAGUUAACAAGUUUCUUGGGUUGGUUUACAUUAAAUCAAUCAAUUUAGAAAAUGAGUUGAAUGUUGUUUGGGUAUACAGUAUAUGUGGAUCCUAGAUGGGGUGCCUUAUCACAAUUUUUUUUUUCAAUUGAAGAUGCAUGUUUUUGGAAUGUGAAAAAAGCAUGUAGGUCAAGUUUGGUAGGCUAGGUUUUGUUUUUGCCAGAACCUACAUAAUUUCUGAAGUGAAUCCAAAUUUGUUUAUUUGUGAUGGGAAUUGAAAGUGUCAUAUUUUCCAGUAAAUACAAUUACUAAUUAAAUUUGACAAUGUGACAACCUUUUAGAAUCCAGAUCCUUUCUGUACAGCACAAGGUUUUGGAGUUUUUUGUUUAGGAGUCUGUUUAUUUUUAAAAAUAUGAAAUAGUAAAACUUUUGGGGCAUUUGUAUAACAUCUUGGAUCCUAAAGAAUGGAUGUAAAAGUGAUGGAAGGCUAUUUUGAAUGCAUAUGUGUAUUUAUAUAGGAGUGAAUAAAGAUGAAUUGAAAGAA